Messenger RNA from Cuscuta epithymum, 1884 nucleotides. The record is from the annotation of a GenBank genome assembly. NCBI's taxonomy places the organism in Eukaryota, Viridiplantae, Streptophyta, Magnoliopsida, Solanales, Convolvulaceae.
ACUUAAAUACCGACUUCUAACUUCUUUCGGACUACAAAUGGUCUAAUCCCCACUGUAUUCAGAGUUCAGUUCAAAAUUUGGAGUAUCUGACCUUACUUCCUCUUUGCUUUAUUUUCCUCUGCACUCUCUGGUCUCCACCUAUAUUCCCCAUUUCUCUCAAGCUCCCAAAACUAGGCCCUGUUUGGUCGAAUCAUUUAUAAAGCAGGAGCUUAAAAAUGGCUAAUAAUAGAAAGCGUAGCUCACUCAGGCUCACUGUGCUGGGCUCAAUAGCUCUGCUCCUCUUAAUUGUUGGGCCUGGAUUGGGCUCCUCUCGAUUCCCGACCACUCUAGUCGCCCCAGCCCAGUCGGGGGUGUGCGCCUCUAUUGUUUCACCGCACGGUUACGAAUGCCAGGAGUACGAGGUGACGACUAAAGAUGGGUACAUUUUGAGCGUCCAACGAAUUCCGGCAGGCGGCGAAGGAAAAAGUGGCGACGGCGGUCGCGGACCGCCUGUCUUGUUACAACACGGCGUUCUUGUGGAUGGUACAACAUGGCUAUUGAACGGACCAGGGCAAUCACUUGCAUUUAUCUUGGCAGAUGCUGGGUUUGAUGUGUGGAUUUCUAACUUGAGGGGAACCACACACAGUCGUAGACAUGUUACCCUUUAUGCUAAUAGUGAUCGAAAGUAUUGGGACUGGACAUGGGAUGAUUUGGUGGAACAAGACUUGCCUACUAUUGUAAAACUUGUGUUUGAUACAACCGGACAAAAAGUUCAUUAUGUAGGCCAUUCAAUGCUCAAUCGGUUGAUAGGGAGUGCAGGUAGACCCAUGUCCCGUUCUCGGAAGCUACGUUAGGAGCCAGCCUUGCUUAGUAGGAAUUCAAGCAAAUACCAGGCGAAGAUCCCAUUUUCUAUCAACCGAAUUAUAAUAUAGAGUUCAAUUUAACCCUCUCAACACUCUAUGAUCGGCUUAUUCUAAAGCCUCAGAGAAGUAGUGCAUCCUUUAUUAUAAUACAUAUUUUUUAGCUGAUGUAGUCACACAAUUUCAUAAUAAUAUGUAGGGGACGUUAAUAGCCUUAGCAUCCUUUUCGGAAGGGAAGAUGGUAGACAUGGUCAAGUCUGCAACCUUGUUAAGCCCAAUUGCUUACUUAAGCCAUAUGGCCACUGCAAUUGCUUUCUUUGCUGCCAACUCUUUCAUUGGUGAGAUCAUUGGAGCCUUUGGUUUUGCUGAGUUUAAUCCUAAGAAUAAGUUUGUGUCUGAAAUUCUGAGGGCUAAGUGCUCUCAAGCACAACCCAAGAUAAACUGCAAUGACUUGAUGACUAUAUUUACGGGAAAAAACUGCUGUCUAAAUUCCUCCAAUUUUGAGCUCUUCUUGGAAUAUGAACCACAACCAACAUCGACUAAGAACCUUGUGCAUAUGGCUCAGACUGUUCGCAGUAGAAUCCUAACGAAAUACGACUAUGAUCUGAAUAAUAUUGAGCACUAUGGACAACCUCGACCUCCCAUAUACAACCUCACAAACAUUCCUCUUGACAUCCCCAUCUUUAUAAGUUAUGGAGGUCAAGAUGCUUUAUCAGACGUUAAAGAUGUGGAGAAUCUACUCGAUUAUCUGAAGUCCCAUAAUAUUUUUAAAAUGCAUGUUCUGUACAUCCAAGAAUAUGCCCAUGCCGACUUUAUUUUGGGGAUAACAGCAAAGGACUUGGUGUACAACAAAAUCAUUGGGUUCUUCACAAACUGAGAUUGAGUUUUUUGGACUUUAGCUGCAAAUAAGUGAAAAGGUGGUUGUGUAUUUAUACCGUUGGUUAUCUCACUCAUGAUAAAUAUAUUGUGCAAUCUAAAUGACAAUACUUUAUAUAUCAGUUUUACAAGUUUGUUAAUUGUUGUGCAACUCUUGACUUUUAUUUGC